Messenger RNA from Mizuhopecten yessoensis (Yesso scallop), 2874 nucleotides. Its product is annotated as retinal-binding protein-like. Gene Ontology annotation, cellular component: cytoplasm. The transcript has 14 exons. The coding region runs from base 482 to 1777 and encodes 431 amino acids. The record is from RefSeq and is a predicted model, not a curated record. NCBI's taxonomy places the organism in Eukaryota, Metazoa, Mollusca, Bivalvia, Pectinida, Pectinidae.
GACCUUUCCAGGUAUUGUCCGGUACGACCGGUCGACAUUUUAAGGCACUACUGGUCAGUUCGUCUGUGUGAUGGUGAUCUACGAUUGCACUGAUUUGUCCGUGUGAUAGUUUUCUGUUAACAAGUGUAAACUGUAAGGUAACUUACUACAGCCCGUGUGCAUUCUUUAACGGCACCAGUGUAUACUCGUGUUCCUUAAAGGUGUCUAGACACACCUGUCUACACACACCAUCGAUCCUGUUAAAAACAUUCAAUAUAUAUGUGUGUGGACCCCUACCGGGAAGUCGAGACUUUUAACUUUGGAGUGAUUACCUUGAUACGAAUAAUUAUGUUACAUAGCAAAGAAGGAACUGAGUAUGAACUUAUACAAUGACGUGACAGGAGGGUCAAAGUGUUAAUGGUUUACUGGACGAUGGUCAUUUACAACACAAAGUUGUCAUUUUGAAUGGUCAGUCGGACGGAUAUAGGCAAGGAUAUCAACCAUGAGCAAAAAGAAGUACAACCUUGCUGGCAUGGCCGAUACGAGCUCCUUGAGGAGUGUAUCGAACGGCACAUCCGGUACAUCAGAUGUAUCCGAAAGUAAGGAAAAUAUCGUCUUAAACACGUUUAAAGGCAGGAUAGAAGAUAUCAUCAAACCGGACCAUGACGAUUAUUACCUGCGCAAAUGGCUGAAAGCUCGCUGUUUCGAUGUCGACAAGGCAGAAGCAAUGUACAGGACGAGUAUGGCGUUCCGGGAUAGGAUGAAUGUUGACCGUAUUCUACAGGACUACGAUCCACCUCUUGUGUUGAAGAAGUAUCUCACAGGCGGGUUUCUCGGCCAUGCCAUGGACGGGUCACAGAUCCGUGUGGAGCUGUUCGGACGUCUGGACAUCAAAGGGAUCAUGUGUUCUGUCCGUAAGUCAGAUCUUGAAAAGACCAAAAUUGUACAGUGCGAGAUGACGGUCAAGGAUCUGAAGGAGAGAUCCCUAUUGGCAGGGAAGAGAGUAGACGGGUUAACCGUUAUAUUUGACAUGGAGGGUGUUAGUACAAAGAUGUUGUGGAGGCCAGGUAUGCAGAUGUACUUACACCUGGUGAAACUGCUGGAAGAUAACUACCCGGAAAUGAUGAGGCGACUGUUAGUUAUAAACGCCCCCAAGAUAUUUCCUCUGCUGUACAAGCUGGCGAGACCCCUCAUCAGCGACGAUAUGAAGGACAAAAUCCACAUAGCGGGAGGAGAUUAUAAAGAGCUGUUAUUCAAGUACAUUGAUCCUCGCAAUAUACCGGCGUGCUAUGGUGGGACGCUCACAGACCCUGAUGGUAACCCUAGGUGUGUUAAAAGUGUCUGUCAAGGAGGGAACGUUCCAGAGUCGUAUUAUCUACAAAACACACAACUACUUGAACACAUGAAAACGGUCACCAUACCAAAGGGUGACAAACUACAUCUGGAGUACAACGUGGAAAAGCAGGGCUCCCUCCUCAGAUGGGAGUUCCAAACAGACGAUUACGACAUCGGAUUCGGUGUAAGUUAUAAGGAAAAUGGUCAUUUAACACCACUGGUGCCUGUAACACGCGUUAAUAGUCACGUGGUCACCGAGGAUGGCAGUAUCACGUGUGAUAAGCAGGGCGUUUACUGUCUUUGCUUCGACAAUAGCUUCAGCUGGACAAAAGGAAAGCGGGUCAACUUCAUGGCUGAGGUUAUCGCCCCUGAUGACACUCUCAUCAAGUCGGAGAUUAAUGCUCUGAUUGAGAAAGGUGAUUGGCAGUCACUUUCGGAUAAAUUCGAGACAACUCACCUGUGAUCGUGUAUCUCAACAAAAACGAAGACAAUACAUCAAAGCUUUAGAUUCAGUAAACGGGAUGCAGCGUACGUACUAGUCCAUGGUCAGGAGGGUAUUCAUAUUCUUUGUGUUCUACAUAGCUUUUUGAUGAAAGAACAACGCAAAAGGCAUUUGUAUGUUAAGAGUGUAAUAAUUGAAUGAAUUACUGUAGAGCACAAAUUAUCGCUGUAUAUUAUGUUGCAGUAUGUUAAAAGCGGUUAGACAUUCUUGUGAUGUUAAGAGAGAUUCACGCGGUGAGACAUCGGUCAACCUUUGUUAUGGUUCAGGCAUUGAUAUUUUGCUGUCGACCUUGUCCUUGUAGGUCAAUAGUAGAUGUAAUUGUCUACAUCAAGGUCAUUAUCACAGACGUGACCGACCAUUUAUAUAAUGCAUGUGUAUAUCAGAUUUGAUACAAGCCUGUCUAUACGUUUAUUUAGAUAUAUACAACACUCUAUAAUGCAUGUAAGCCAACUAUAGAUGUAUUUAUUUAAAUAACAAUAUUAUUUAUCUGCAAUAUUGAACCACUUUAAAUUAUGUUAUUGUACGAUAUGACUAUUCGUGUGGUGACUUAUCACAGAAACGGAAGGAAUGGUGUACUUUUGUGUGUAUUUAACUGAACUUGAACGUUGACAAUAACAUUGUCUUACAGUUUUUAAUGUAGAUUGUUUAACCAUUAGCUUUUAUUGAUGAUUGUUUGCUAAAGGAUGUUUGUAAGCGUUAAAUUUAUGCUGUUUGUUAUUGACAUAUAAGUUAUAAAUUACCAUUUGCGAAAUGAAAGCAUUUUUAAAAUCGUAAAUCAGAACUCUAUGGAUGGUGUUAACUUUUUAUAAGUAAAAUUAAAUUGCUAAAUGAGCAUCACUUGUUUUAUUUGAAAUAGAAUUUCAGUAGUGGUUAAGAUAUUGGAAUCUAAUGUUUCAAACAACGUUUAAAGAUAAUGCAUCAAUCGAAAUCCUAUUAUCCGUUUAAUGUUACCGUAGAAGUUUUUGUUGUCAUAUAUCUAUCUCCAGCUAAUACAACUAAUAUGUUCGUGUUACAUCGAAAACAUUUAUAGUAUCAAUAAAUGAUGUAUAAUGUUGUUA